GCAGCCUCUGUCUCACCUGGAAGAGAGAUCUCUGAAGUCCACAGAAUGUGCGACGCCUUCGUGGGAACCUGGAAGCUGGUCUCCAGUGAAAACUUCGACGAUUACAUGAAAGAAGUGGGCGUGGGCUUUGCCACCAGGAAAGUGGCCGGCAUGGCCAAGCCUAACAUGAUCAUCAGCGUCAAUGGAGAUGUGAUUACCAUCCGGUCAGAAAGCACUUUCAAAAACACCGAGAUUUCCUUCAAACUGGGCCAGGAAUUUGAAGAAACCACCGCAGAUGACAGGAAAGUGAAGAGCAUCAUCACCCUAGAAAGCGGGGCCCUGGUGCAGGUGCAGAAGUGGGAUGGGAAGUCCACCACCAUAAAGAGGAAGCGAGAGGACGACAAGCUGGUGGUGGAAUGUGUCAUGAAAGGCGUCACUUCUACCAGAACUUAUGAAAGGGCGUGAGCCAAGGGGAGUGGCCCUGGACUGAAAUUUGCAUCGAGCUCGACAAU
This is a messenger RNA of Arvicola amphibius (Eurasian water vole), 491 nucleotides long. It is a transcript of the gene Fabp4, whose product is annotated as fatty acid binding protein 4. Gene Ontology annotation, molecular function: fatty acid binding. NCBI's taxonomy places the organism in Eukaryota, Metazoa, Chordata, Mammalia, Rodentia, Cricetidae. The record is from RefSeq and is a predicted model, not a curated record. Gene Ontology annotation, cellular component: nucleus; cytosol. The coding region runs from base 46 to 444 and encodes 132 amino acids. Gene Ontology annotation, biological process: fatty acid transport. The transcript is spliced from 4 exons.